This is a messenger RNA of Medicago truncatula (barrel medic), 2130 nucleotides long. RefSeq names its product ABC transporter G family member 1. The transcript has 8 exons. The record is from RefSeq and is a predicted model, not a curated record. Gene Ontology annotation, molecular function: ATP hydrolysis activity; ATP binding; ABC-type transporter activity. Bases 38 to 1936 code for a protein of 632 amino acids. Gene Ontology annotation, cellular component: membrane. Lineage: Eukaryota; Viridiplantae; Streptophyta; Magnoliopsida; Fabales; Fabaceae.
GUAAUGAUGUAAGAUGUACACCAAUUAGUUCACUGACAUGGGUGGUCAUGAGGGAGAAAAGGGUGGAAUUACUGUGACCUGGGAGAAUUUGGAGGCCAUUGUUACAAAUGGAAAGAAUAGAAAACUAAUUCUGCAUGGACUUACAGGUUAUGCUCAGCCAGGGAAGCUUUUGGCAGUAAUGGGUCCUUCAGGCUGUGGCAAAUCCACACUCCUUGAUGCUUUAGCAGGAAGGUUGAAAUCAAACAUACAGCAAUCAGGGAAAAUUCUAAUCAAUGGCAAAAAACAAGCACUGGCUUAUGGAACAUCGGGCUACGUAACACAAGAUGAUGCUAUGCUGUCAACUUUAACAGCUGGUGAAACUUUAUACUACUCAGCUCAACUUCAAUUUCCAAACUCAAUGUCUAUAGCAGAGAAGAAGAGGCAAGCAGACAUCACACUCGCAGAAAUGGGCCUGCAGGAUGCUAUUAACACAAGGGUUGGAGGGUAUGGUUCCAAAGGCCUAAGCGGGGGGCAAAGAAGGAGACUAAGCAUUUGCAUUGAGAUUCUAACUCACCCUAGACUUCUUUUCCUUGAUGAACCAACUAGUGGACUUGAUAGUGCAGCUUCCUACUAUGUUAUGAGCAGGAUCGCAAGUUUAAGUCUAAGGGAUGAUAUUCAAAGGACAAUUGUUGCAUCCAUACAUCAGCCUAGUAGUGAAGUUUUUCAACUUUUUGAUGACCUCUGUCUUCUUUCCUCUGGGGAGACGGUAUAUUUUGGUACAGCAUCUGAAGCAAAUCAGGUUUUUGCUUCAAAUGGUUUCCCUUGCCCAACUCACUAUAAUCCUUCUGAUCACUACUUAAGGAUCAUAAACAAUGAUUUUGAACAGGACACUGAAGAAGGCUUUGGUAAAGGAGUAAUUACUGAAGACGCAAUUGGUAUCCUUGUAAAUUCUUAUAAAGAAUCUGAAAUUAAACGUCAAGUUUUGAUUGAAGUUGCAAAAAUAAGUGAAAGAGAUUUGAGUGCAAUAAGGAAUAGGAGGACCCAUGCUCCAUUUCAGACUCAGUGCAUGGUUCUUAUAAAAAGAUCGUCCCAACAAUUGUAUCGUGAUAUCAGCAAUUACUGGUUACGUCUUGUAGUCUUUGUUGCCAUUGCUAUAAGCCUAGGCUCUAUCUUUUACCAAGUCGGUUCAAGUACUCGAUCUAUUCAGGUUAGAGGAUCGCUACUUUCAUUUUUUAUGUCAGUUUUGACUUUCAUGACACUCGUUGGUGGAUUCUCUCCCUUGAUUGAGGAAAUGAAGGUAUUUAAACGAGAGAGAUUAAAUGGGCACUAUGGUAUUACUGCUUUUCUCAUUGGCAAUAUAUUAUCUUCUAUUCCAUACAUGGUAAUGAUCUCUCUCAUUUCCGGAUCAAUAGUGUGUUACCUUUCUGGACUACACAAAGGACUAGAGCACUAUCUAUACUUUGCUUCUAUCCUAUUUGCCAUUAUGAUGUGGGUUGAGAGCCUUAUGAUGGUUGUGGGGAGUAUCUUCCCAAAUUUUGUGAUGGGGGUGAUCAUUGCUGGUGGAGUUGAAGGACUUGCGAUUUUAACAGGUGGAUUCUAUCGAAUUCCUAGUGAUCUUCCAAAGCCAUUAUGGAAGUACCCUUGCUACUACAUUUCCUUCCUCACUUAUGCUUUUCAAGGAUCCUUCAAGAAUGAAUUUGAAGGCUUAACAUUUGUUGGGUAUCAAGAAGGAGGUACCAUAACCGUUAGCGGUAGAGAUGUACUAACAGAUAUAUGGCAUGUGCAAAUAGGUCACUCGAAGUGGGUUGAUCUUUUUAUCAUGUUUGGUAUGAUUGUUGUUUAUCGAGUUCUAUUCUUGGUCAUCAAUAAGGUCAAGGAGAAGUCAAACCCCGCUGUUCCGUCCAUAAAUCGAUCCCAAGCAAAAACUUUCUCUAGAACCAAUAUGGAUGAACUCUAAAUAAUGUUCUACAUGGAUAAUAAAGGAUAUGAUAUUAUGAAAAAAUUACAAGUCAAUUGUAACUUAAAAUAUUAUACUUGUACUUUGAGUGUGGUUGUUUAGCUCAAGUAAUAAAGAGUGCUAUAUUAAAUUUGUAAGGACUCAAAGCAACAAUUUCCCAAGUUCUAAGUUAAUGAAGGAAAAAUUUAGAUCUA